AUGGACUCGGCACGCCCGUCGCUGGACGACACGAACAAGGCUGCCAUGGACACCGUCGACGAGCCCAAUAAGCUUCAGAAAUAUGCAUCCGCCCCCAGCAUCGUCGACGAGGUUACUCGCGUGGUCGACCACAAGGCCGAGCGACGUCUCUGCCGACGGUUCGACCUGCGCAUUCUGCCGAUUCUAGCUGUAAUGUACCUCUUCGUGGCGCUAGAUAAGGGAAACCUGGGAAAUGCAAAGACGGAUGGAUUGACCGAUGAUCUCCACUUCAAGCCCAAUCAGUACAACUUGCUGCUCUCAAUCUUCUUCGUGCCCUUUGUGAUCUUUGCCCCGCCCUUGGCCAUGCUCGGAAAGAAGUUUAGUCCCGCGCGCGUGCUACCGAUCUUGAUGGUUUCAUUUGGCUCAUUUACCCUGUUGUCCUCGGCGGCGCAUAACUUCGGAGGGAUCUUUGCGCUUCGCUGGUUCUUGGGCAUGGCCGAAGCCCCCUUCUUCCCCUUGGUCAUUUACUACCUGACCACCUUCUACCGUCGCGGUGAGCUGGCUCGUCGGCUGGCCUUCUUCUACGCCGCCUCGAACAUCGCGUAUGCCUUCUCGGGCCUCAUUGCGUUCGGCGUCUUCCAAAUCGAGGGUUCGAGUCUCCCGAACUGGCGUUAUCUGUUCAUCAUCGAGGGAGGUGCUACCGUCGUCUUUGCGGUAUUUGCCUGGUUUUACCUCCCCAAAAGUGCGGCCGAGGCCCCGUUCUUAUCUGAAGAAGAAAAAGCGCUUGCUUUCCAUCGUAUCCAGGUAGACUCGAGCGCGGUGGUCAAUGAGGAGUUCAGCCUUCGCGAGGCACUCGGCAUUUUCAAACAACCCACCACCUACGUUUUUCUCUGCAUUGAAAUUUGCCUCGGUGUUCCAUUGCAAGGCGUGGCGCUCUUCAUGCCUCAGAUCGUGGCACGACUCGGUUACUCGACCGUGAAGACCAAUCUCUAUACGGUGGCCCCAAAUGUGACCGGUGCUAUCGUGCUACUGAUUCUUGCAUUCUGCUCGGACUACAGUCGGCUGCGGUCACCUUUCCUGGUGCUAGGGUUUCUGCUCACCUUUACUGGUUUUAUGAUUUAUGCAGCCAUUGAUGAUGUCCACAAAGAACUCCAGGUGGCAUACUUUGCGACCUUCAUGAUGACCUGGGGCACCUCCGCGCCGUCGGUGAUUCUGAGCACCUGGUAUAACAAUAAUAUUGCGCACGAAGGUCGCCGUGUGCUCUUGACCAGCAUUGGCGUGCCUCUAGCCAACCUGAUGGGUCUGGUCGGCAGUAACGUGUUUCGGGAGCAGGAUGCGCCCAAGUACCUGCCGGCCCUGAUCACCGUCGGGGCCUUUGGUGCCACUGGGGCCUGUCUGGCGGGGCUGUUGGGACUGUAUAUGCUGCUGGAUAAUAAGCGCCGCGACCGCCGUGCCGGGGUGACACUCCGUGCCAGAGACAUCCCCACGGAAUGCUUGCGGGAAGGUCCGUCCUCCGCGCAGUUCAGAUGGCUCAUAUGA
This is a messenger RNA of Penicillium maclennaniae, 1518 nucleotides long. Its product is annotated as putative MFS transporter. NCBI's taxonomy places the organism in Eukaryota, Fungi, Ascomycota, Eurotiomycetes, Eurotiales, Aspergillaceae. Gene Ontology annotation, molecular function: transmembrane transporter activity. Gene Ontology annotation, cellular component: membrane. The transcript has 3 exons. Gene Ontology annotation, biological process: transmembrane transport. The record is from RefSeq and is a predicted model, not a curated record. Bases 1 to 1518 code for a protein of 505 amino acids.